AUGGGAUAACAAAUCUAUGGUUGCAAAAUCAUUCACAAAAUUAUUUAACAAUAUUCUCAACAACAAAUCGCUAAAAUCAUUAGAUUGUCAGUCUAAAAUUACAAUAUCCUAAGUUAGACAGAGUAUGGAAACUAUGUACUAUAACAUAUUCUCUAAUACUGGAUCCCAAGUCAAGAAAAAGCCUAUCUGGUUCAAUUAGUCUUGCAAUAGUUCUUCUAACUUAGCAUCAAUAAAUAUGCAAGGUAUUCUACUUACUAUCUAAAUUGCUAGUAACACUGUUGAAAGAGCAUUGGAGGCAUUGGGCAAGCAGGAAUUAAUUUCUAUCACAAAAUGGCUACUCUGCAAAAGUCCUAAUCAAUAGUACAUCAUAUAUAUAAUAUUCCAAUAGCGCAAGUAACUUCGUUGUAUUAGCUAAUCAUCAAUAUGCCAAUUACGUAAUUAAGAAAUUUUUAGUGAUAAGCGAUCACAAUGUAUUAAAAUAUAUUUCAGAUCAUUUGUAGUAGAAUCUGUAUGAAUAAACAGCAAUCAAAUCCACUAUUCACGGUAACUUCCAUCCUUUAAAUUUAGGUCAAAGAAUAAAUAGCUUCUUAGAUAAGUAAAUUUAGCAUUGGCCUUGAUUGCCAAAUAU
Messenger RNA from Paramecium octaurelia, 628 nucleotides. The record is from the annotation of a GenBank genome assembly. Lineage: Eukaryota; Ciliophora; Oligohymenophorea; Peniculida; Parameciidae.